Molecule: messenger RNA, 1759 nt
Organism: Colletotrichum acutatum
Lineage: Eukaryota; Fungi; Ascomycota; Sordariomycetes; Glomerellales; Glomerellaceae
Product: family 2 glycosyltransferase
Exons: 3
Coding region: 224-1423 (399 amino acids)
Cellular component (GO): endoplasmic reticulum membrane
Source: RefSeq, a predicted model, not a curated record
CUCGUCAAUUCAGUCGAUGCGUUCGUCUCAUUGUCAUUGAAUUCAAGCUGCAGCUGCGGCAGUCGCAGCAAUUUUCUUUCUCCUUCUGUUCUUGUGCGUGCAACAGAUACCUCUUUCUUUUUCAUUGUAAUUCUCGCAACAUUCGCUCUCUCCCCCUCGUCGGGAUUCACCAAAGGCGAUUCUGACACCAGCCAGCGCUCAUGGUCACCAUCGCAACUACACAAUGGAUCAAGUAACCCAGGCAUCGUGGCCGGCCCUUGGCGUCGCGCUGCUCAGUCUUGCCGCUUUCGGUCUUCUUACUAUCUUCAUCACCCUCCACCUCGUCGCUCCGAAGCCCCGCGCCGCACUCCCCUCCGAGAAAGUCUACCUCACCUCUUCUGCCUCCGGAAAGCCAGUCCAGGUCGCAGCCCCUUCUUGGUUUGACCGCUGGUUCGCCGAGCGCAGCGUCUCCGAGGCGCGCGCACACCUGACCGAUCCUCGCGAUGUCCCCGACUCGGGUGCGACAAUCGACCCCGCGGACGUGCGCCUGACCGUCGUGCUCCCCGCCUACAAUGAAGCAACCCGCAUUCUCCCAACCCUCGAGGAAGCCGUUGAAUAUCUCGACGAGAACUUUGGCCGCCCCUCCUCCCCGACCAAGCCCCUUCUCAGUCCUACCGCUCCGCGCCGACGCUACCAAAAUCCGCCCUCCGAGGCCCUCACCGGCUACGAGAUCCUGAUUGUGGACGACGGAUCUAGGGACAGCACCGUCAAUGUCUGCCUUGACUUUGCGCAGAAAAAGGGCCUCCACGAUGUCAUCCGCGUCAUCAAGCUGGAGCGCAACCGCGGAAAGGGCGGCGCCGUCACUCAUGGCUUCCGCCACGCCCGUGGCGAGUAUGUGCUCUUUGCCGACGCUGACGGCGCUACAAAGUUCAGCGACCUGGGACGUCUGAUUCAGGGUUGCGAGGAGGUUGUCGACGGCUCGCAUCGCGGUGUUGCUAUUGGCAGUCGCGCUCACCUCGUGGGCAGCGAGGCUGUUGUAAAGCGAUCUGCCUUGCGCAACUUCCUCAUGCGAUCUUUCCACCUCGUACUAAUGAUCCUCACUCCGCCCGCCACCUCCCGCCUCCGCGACACCCAGUGCGGCUUCAAGCUCUUCACGCGCGCCGCCCUCCCACACAUUGUCCCAUACAUGCAUGCCGAGGGCUGGAUUUUCGACAUUGAGAUGCUUCUUCUGGCCGAAUCAGCCCCGCCAGCGCCCGUUCUCGGAGACGAUGGCAGUGUUAUUGGCACCAGCCCCGGUAUUCGCGUGGCUGAGGUGCCCGUCGACUGGCACGAGGUCCCCGGAAGCAAGCUCAGCGUCAUCUCGGACAGCAUCAAGAUGGCCCUCGGCCUGGCGAUUCUCAGGGGUAGCUGGAUGAUGGGUGUCUACCGUCGGAGAUUGACAUGAUACGUGUUUGUGCGGGCUUCGCUUCUUUGUGUUCUUAUUCUCAACCCUUCUUGAUCGUCUUGUCCAGAGUAAACCGAAGGGUGUUCAUGGUUCCCCCUUAUUCUAGAUCGGGGUUGAAAAUGCUGGUAGAAAAAGUUGUGAUGCAGACUUUGGAAUCUGCGCAUAUAGACAGGGCAAGGGUGGUUUGCCCACCUUUCAUCACAUUGGCAGGUAGAGAAUCUAGCUAGGUCAAUGGAAUCCAGACAUGAACCUUGGUUACUUGGUCAUGCGCAUGUGAGAUGGCUCAACUACGUCCCAAGUAAAGGUGGUGAGUGCCCCAGUCUUCUGGUUCUGUCA